Orcinus orca (killer whale) is the source of this 4098-nucleotide messenger RNA. It is a transcript of the gene CLINT1, whose product is annotated as clathrin interactor 1. Gene Ontology annotation, cellular component: plasma membrane; endosome; clathrin vesicle coat. The coding region runs from base 301 to 2178 and encodes 625 amino acids. Gene Ontology annotation, molecular function: clathrin binding; phospholipid binding. Gene Ontology annotation, biological process: endocytosis. The transcript has 13 exons. The record is from RefSeq and is a predicted model, not a curated record. NCBI's taxonomy places the organism in Eukaryota, Metazoa, Chordata, Mammalia, Artiodactyla, Delphinidae.
CUCCACGCAGAGCCUCUGUCCCCGCGUCUCGACGUGUCACUGGCGGCGCCGCGGCUGUGGCACGAUAAGGCGCUGACUGGGGGAGUUUGAGGCGGCGGCGACCCCGGCCUGGAUCUGUCCCGGCGCGGAAGGGUUCUGGGGUCCGUGGGGAACAGGAAAGGGAGGUGGCGGCUCAGCCCGCUCGGGGCACGAUGUUGAACAUGUGGAAGGUGCGGGAGCUGGUGGACAAAGCGCUUGAUUUUAACUGAAAGAAGAGGUGGGGAUUCCAGGAGUGAACAGUUACUCAGCACCAAUGUGGUUAUGAAUUAUUCAGAGAUAGAGUCUAAGGUUCGAGAAGCAACGAAUGACGAUCCUUGGGGACCUUCUGGGCAACUCAUGGGAGAGAUUGCCAAGGCUACAUUUAUGUACGAACAAUUUCCAGAACUUAUGAACAUGCUUUGGUCACGAAUGUUAAAAGACAACAAAAAAAAUUGGAGAAGAGUUUAUAAGUCAUUGCUGCUCCUAGCUUACCUCAUAAGGAAUGGAUCAGAGCGUGUUGUUACAAGUGCCAGAGAACACAUUUAUGAUUUGCGAUCCCUGGAAAAUUACCACUUUGUAGAUGAGCAUGGCAAGGAUCAAGGUAUAAAUAUUCGCCAGAAGGUGAAAGAAUUGGUUGAAUUUGCCCAGGAUGAUGACAGGCUUCGUGAAGAGCGAAAGAAAGCAAAGAAGAACAAAGACAAAUAUGUUGGGGUUUCCUCAGACAGUGUUGGAGGAUUCAGAUACAGUGAACGAUAUGAUCCUGAGCCUAAAUCAAAAUGGGAUGAGGACUGGGAUAAAAGCAAGAGUGCUUUUCCAUUCAGUGAUAAAUUAGGUGAACUGAGUGAUAAAAUUGGAAGCACAAUUGACGACACCAUCAGCAAGUUCCGGAGGAAAGAUAGAGAAGACUCUCCAGAAAGAUGCAGUGACAGUGAUGAGGAAAAGAAAGCAAGAAGAGGCAGAUCUCCCAAAGGUGAAUUCAAAGAUGAAGAGGAGACUGUGACGACAAAACAUAUCCAUAUCACACAGGCCACAGAGACCACCACCACAAGACACAAGCGCACAGCAAAUCCUUCCAAAACCAUUGAUCUUGGAGCAGCAGCACAUUACACAGGGGACAAAGCAAGUCCAGAUCAGAAUGCUUCAGCUCAUACACCUCAGUCUUCAGUUAAGACUUCAGUGCCUAGCAGUAAGUCAUCUGGUGACCUUGUUGAUCUGUUUGAUGGCACCAGCCAAUCAACAGGAGGAUCAGCUGAUUUAUUUGGAGGCUUUGCUGACUUUGGCUCAGCCGCUGCAUCAAGCAAUUUCCCUUCCCAAGUAACAGCAGCAAGUGGGAAUGGAGACUUUGGUGACUGGAGUGCCUUCAACCAAGCCCCGUCAGGCCCUGUUGCUGCCAGUGGUGAGCUCUUCAGCAGUGCCUCACAGCCAGCUGUAGAGCUUGUCAGUAGCUCACAACCAGCUUUAGGCCCACCUCCAGCUGCCUCAAAUUCUUCAGACCUAUUUGAUCUUAUGGGCUCAUCGCAGGCAACAAUGACAUCUUCCCAGAGUAUGAAUUUCUCUAUGAUGAGCACUAAUACUGUAGGUCUGGGUUUGCCCAUGUCAAGAUCACAGCCUUUGCAAAAUGUUAGCACAGUGCUGCAGAAGCCUAAUCCUCUCUAUAAUCAGAAUACAGAUAUGGUCCAGAAGUCAGUCAGCAAAACCCUGCCCUCUACUUGGUCUGACCCCAGCGUAAACAUCAGCCUAGACAACUUACUACCUGGUAUGCAGCCUUCCAAACCCCAGCAGCCAUCACUCAAUACAAUGAUUCAACAACAGAAUAUGCAACAGCCUAUGAAUGUGAUGACCCAAAGUUUCGGAGCUGUAAACCUCAGUUCUCCAUCGAACAUGCUUCCUGUCCGGCCCCAAACUAACCCUCUGAUGGGGGGACCCAUGCCUAUGAGCAUGCCCAGUUUGAUGACUGGCACCAUGGGAAUGGCCCCUCUUGGAAAUAGUCCAAUGAUGAACCAGAGCAUGAUGGGCAUGAACAUGAACAUAGGGAUGUCAACUGCUGGGAUGGGCCUGACAGGCACAAUGGGAAUGGGCAUGCCCAACUUAGCCAUGACUUCUGGAACUGUGCAACCUAAGCAAGAUGCCUUUGCAAAUUUUGCCAACUUUAGCAAGUAAGAGAUUGUAAAGGAGCAGAUUGAAUGAAGGAUUUUUAGUGGUGCAGAUAGGUGAUGUUGGGAUGGAAAAUGCUAGUCAACUCCCCUUUCUUUCAUCAAUUAAUUAAAAUAAACCUACAUUAAGAACCAAAAAGGUUGUUUUAUAAAAGCAAAAUAUCUAGUAUUUCAGAUGGCCAGGCAAGGGCGCUUCAGAUGAGGCAGUCAGAAUCAUUUUUCCCAGUGAGACUUAGACCACAAAUGGGGCAGUGAGACCACUGAAAGCCUUUAUAAAUUGAGGAGCCCAUUUUAAUAUCAUAAUAUGUGGGAAUACUAGAAUAGGGCUGAAUAAAUGUGUUUGAAUCUCUAAUUUUAUACUUUUCUUUUCCUGAAGAACUUGAUUUUUCUGUCCCUGAAUUGCCUUGUCACAAUUGGGUCUGUUCCUUUUACUACCACUCUUGAGUCCAUAUAUGAAAUCAUUAAAGUUGGAUGAUCAGUUUUUUAUAAAAAUAUAUAUUUUUGUCCAAAAAAGGCAUACAUAUGUGAUUAUGGCUAAAUCAAAGGUAACUGGAAUGUAUAUACUUUUGCUAAUGUUCCAGCAAUACUGCUAUUAUACUAUCCAAAUUUUUAUUGUAACAAAACCUCUUUAAGCAAUUGGUGAUAGCUAUGGGACUUUUCCCAUUUCUUCUGCUAUAAUUAUCCUGUGCAGAACUCAGAAAAAUAUUUUUUUCAGGACUGCUCUAUGGUUUCCUUUAAAAGAAAAGAAAAAACAAACCUCCAGUAUUUUUAUUUGUUCUUAGCAGUCAUUAUUUACACUUUGCAGUGAUAACUUGGCAAGGCUUCCUUCUGUGUUUAUCCCUGUAGCCACCGUGUAAUAGUCAGGAACAGUCAAAAAGAAAAAUAUUUAUUUUUUUUUUUGGUGUCUUCAAAAAAUUUUUGAAAAGGGUAAAAAUCCAUUAAGACCUUCAAUAUAAAUGUUAGAACUCAACAAUGUUGGCUUUUAGAUUUUAUACAGUAUUGUUUUGGUUUUGAGUGUAUAUAAUAUGGCAUUAGCAAUAUGGUUCCAAUAGAGAGGAGUUAAAUAUAUAUAUUAUUAAAGGAGACCUGUAGCAGUCAAAGAUUUUAUCGAUUUAAUGGCAAAUAAAGGAAAUUAAUUAAAUUGUUUUCCUGCUGUAAUUCUGCAUUAAGGUCACAUGAAAAUCAUGAUUCUAGAGUUUGGAAUGCAAAAUUGUUUCACCCUUAAGCUGGGAAUAUUUUUUAAAAUAAAUACUAUAAUAUAGGCAUCAAAUUAUUACCUCCCCACUUUGUGUUGAAAUUUUUUUUAUUGAUAAAACUUUGUUUCCAUUGUAUUCAUAAUAUAGUUCUGUUAUACAUAACAUUAAAAUGUUCAUUAAAAUCAAUGUGGAACUGCUUUUUCUUUCAUUAUGUUAGACAUUAGAGACCGUUUGGGGAAGAAAUAAUUAUAAUUUGGGCAAAGUAAUUUUUAUAAAUAAUUUAAAAUUAUUUAAUGACUUCUCUAUUCCUUCCUAUCAGACUGCUGUUAGGAAUUAAAAAUGAAGCAGCAAAGAUAUCCUGACCUGCUCCAUUCUUGCUAAUGUUCCAUCUACAACAUUUCUAAUUAGGCAGAAAUUCAUGUACUUCAGCUAAGUGGUAAUGAAAAGUGAUUCAUUUGCUGAAUAAGAGAUGAGAGAGAGUGUAAUUAGCUGACUGUGGUUUUUAAUCUUUCAACAAUUCAAUGUGUUUAAAUUAGUUUCAAAGAAUAGGAGCUUUCAAGUGUUGUUACUUCAGAGCAAUCAAGCCAGGCUCUGGUGGCAGUUUGGAGAAUAUCUUCACUGAUAUUUAAAACCCGCAAUCUUAAAUGAAUUUUUUCUUUAAAUUGAGAGGUAUGGCAUCACCUUUUCGAAUAUGUAUGGUUCUUAAAGGAAAUAAAUAUUUUGUUUCUAAA